This is a messenger RNA of Plectropomus leopardus (leopard coralgrouper), 2489 nucleotides long. Lineage: Eukaryota; Metazoa; Chordata; Actinopteri; Perciformes; Serranidae. The record is from RefSeq and is a predicted model, not a curated record.
CAGCUGACCAUGCCGUCGCUGAGGAUGUAUGAGGACCAGUGUAAGGCGGACCGGGAGGGCGCAGACUCUGACGCCUCUUCCAGUGAGCCACCGACGGGCAGGGACCAAGUUCACUCCCCGCUGGGAGCAGAUACCAGUCCGCUGAGGUUCAGCAGGCCCAGUCGAGAUGAGAAAACGUGCACUGACAGCGAGCAGGAGCUGGAGCAUCAGGACGAACGCUGCACCGGCUCCAGCAGCCCGGGACCCGAACCCGUGUCCCCCUACAGCUCCAGGUGUGAGGAGCGCAUGCGGGACAGGCCGAGCACAGAGAAGAAGGAGGACUCCUUGUUCAGUAUCAGGAGCCUCGAGAAGGACAAAGCGGAGAGCAGACACCGGAAGGACACCACGGACGCGUUGACAAAGGACUCGGAGGCCGGAGGCAUUAGUGCCACUAAGGAGGCCUUUUCCCCUCUCAUGGUCCAGACCGAGAGCCCCUCACACUUUAGCCCGGGCCACUUACAAAGCCUGGCUCUGUCCGGGCUGCACAGUCAGCAGUUCUUUAACCCUCUGAGCGCCGGAUCACCACUGUUGUUUCACCCCGGGCAGUUUGCCAUGGCCCCCGGAGCCUUCUCUGCUAUGGGCAUGGGCCAUUUACUGGCCUCUGUGUCCGGAGCAAGCGGCUUGGAAAACGGCAGCCUCUCCAGCCAGGGCACAGGAGGGACCCCCAGCCCCUUCCCCUUUCAUCUGUCCCAGCACAUGCUCGCCUCUCAGGGCAUCCCCAUGCCUCCUUUUGGAGGUCUCUUCCCAUACCCCUACACCUACAUGGCGGCUGCGGCGGCAGCGGCCUCGGCGUCCGCGCUCCCGGCCACCAGCACCUCCAGCCCUCUCUCCAGGAACCCUUUCCUGGGCGCGUCGCGUCCCCGGCUCCGCUUCAACCCCUACCAACUCCCAGUGUCGCUGCCCCAGAGCUCCAGCCUGCUCACCACCACCGGCCUGCAGGGUAGCCUCAACCCGGGCUCUGAGUCCUCCAAACCGGGCAGCAGGGAGAGCAGCCCGGCCCCGGAGCAACACAGUAACCACAAGACAGUAGCGUCCAGCGGGAGGGCGGUGUCCCCCAAAACCUCCAUGAAGGACUCAGUGAAUGAGCUGCAGAGCAUCCAGAGACUGGUGAGCGGUCUGGAGGGCCAGCGGGAGCCCUCCCCGAGCGCAGACUCUCCUAAGUGAUGAAGACUGUCUGUUUGGGAUGAAGACUUGGCUGUAAUACCAGAGGACUGUCAGUGCAUCUGUCCUGUACAGCACAUUAGGGAGACUGGAACGAGGUUUGAUCGAUAUGGGUCGGUGAAGGUCAAUACCUUUUUGGAACAAAGCUGCAGAUAGACAUAAAUGUCCAUAUCAUUCAGUUGAACUAUAUUGAAAUACACAAGUAUUGAGGGUUCUCCUCCACAGCUGACCUGUUAGACAGGAUGGAAACCUUUCAUCAGACACCAGAACUCUGCCCUGAAUCCCAGUGAUUGAGGGUUAGCAGGCAGGCCGAAAAACUCUGGAAACAUUCCUACAUGGAGACAUGAAAAGUAAAAUAUGCAAAGAUAAAAAGACGGAAACACGUUUUAUUGAAAGAAAUGCUAAAUAAUGCAAAAAUAUUAAAAAGAAAAAUCUGAGCACUUCAGCUCAAAGAGGUGUGUACCACUGAUGAGUUCCACUACAGCCACAGCAGGCCAGUAGCCUAUCUGUAUCGGUCUAACCUGCCCGAGAGCCCGCAGCUCCACAGACUGAGGCACACAGUGGAGAGAGUGUGUGUGUGCUGAGUUUGGUUAACUUGAAGCAUUUGAGCAUCAAGGCCUGUUUUUUCUUAUUCCGAGCCGAGGCCUGAACAGGAGCCUCACCACGCCGACAGGCAGGUCUCAAGCUGCAUCCAAAAACUCUUUUCCAAGCCUAAUUAUUUCACAAGGCAUGGAGGGUGAACGAAAAAGAAAGAAAGAAAGAAAGAAAGAACGAGAGAAAGAAAGGAAGAAAGAAAGGCGUAUCAUUUCAGGCCAGAAAAUUUGUUUCUUAACUAUUUAUGUAAUUAAAGAUUAAAAGAAAAAUCUGUAAAUAAAGCUAAGAUCCAAGAAUAUGCAAUUGGUAUUAAUUUAUUCAAGGCUGUAUAUUAGUGUGUAUAUAUUUGGAAUUUAACUUGUUGCUUUUUUUCUCCUCCUCCUCCUCUCCCUAAUUUUACAUGAACAUAUACUGUAAAUGAAAGCUAUUUAGCGCUUGUUGGUUUGAAAAACUGUGUAUGAAGCAUCGCUGAUUUUUAGGUGACGUGUGUGCCAUGUUUUAGUCUGCAUCCACCGACAAAGACAGAGGGACAGAGAGAGGGAGAGAGAGCUCCACAUGGAUUCAAAAACACCUCAGGUUAUUUCACUCCAGCCAGGAGACAUUCAAAGCAAUUCCUUCUAUAGGCGCAUCAUUCAUAUCUAUUAAAAUAUAUUUAAAGAUGAAAGUAUCUUGUUUAUGCUGGUUGUCCGGGUUUU